Astrephomene gubernaculifera is the source of this 1881-nucleotide messenger RNA. Lineage: Eukaryota; Viridiplantae; Chlorophyta; Chlorophyceae; Chlamydomonadales; Astrephomenaceae. The record is from the annotation of a GenBank genome assembly.
CUUUGCUUUGCCAACUACCGAUAUCCUCGCUCCUUUGCGUAUAAGGAUUAGCGCGUUUUCUUGCUGUCGCCGCUGUCUAAGCAAGGGCGCUGGGUAGGAGCUGCACUGGUACCGCAACUUUAUUCAUAUUAAUAAGAACUAGUUACAGAUGUUCUUGGGAAUGGUGGCCGGCCUUCGGGUCGGCCACCGAGAACUAGCUGCGUCGGCAACGACGCUGUCAUCGAUUGCGGGACUUCGCGGAACUAUUCUUGAGUCCGUGGAAAACUCUAUCUCGCUUAUAUGCAAUCGACAAUAUUCUUCAAGAGGACCCGCAUACCCCGCUGGUCAGCCGAUACACGCAACGCAUCCUGAGCUCAUUGCCCCCCAUGAGUUAACGCCCGGCAUCCCCGCCUCCGAGUACCGCGCGAGGCGGCAGCGGCUCGCCGCGCUGCUGCCCCCGGGCGGCGCCGCCAUCCUGCCCGCCGCAGCCACAGCCUACAUGUCGGGCGUCAUCCCCUGGCCCUACCGCCAGGACCCCGACUUCUUCUACCUCACGGGAGUCAUGCAGCAUGGCCUGGCGCUCAUUACGGCACCCAAGCAGGGCUCUUCCUCCCAGGAAGCCACCUACACGCUUUUCAUCGACCCGCCCAGCCCCAGCCAAGCCAAGUGGGAUGGUGCGGGUCUGAGUCGUGAGGUCGCCCUAGAGGUGUUUGGAGCGGACGAAGUGCUCUACAUGCACCAGAUGCCCCGACGUCUCCAUGAUCUCGCCUCCUCCCUCGCCGCCGCCUCCGCCUCCUCCCCUGCCGUAUACGCCCCGAUCCUGUACGACACCGAUCGUACCAACGCCCACCACGCCACAGCCAUCGCCGCCGCGCUGAAACCCGCGCUUUCAAAACCCGGCGCGAUUCAGCCCCUGCGUCCGCUCAUGCACAGCCUGAGGCUGAUCAAGAGUCAGGCGGAGGCAGCACUCAUGCGGACGUCAGCGGCGGUUGCCUCCGCCGCCGUACGGCAAUGCAUGGCGGUUUCGGCGCCGGGGGUAACGGAGUACGGGUUGGGGGCGACGUUUGAGUUUUGCGUUAAGGCGGCGGGGGCGCAGCGGCUGGCCUAUCCCUCCGUGGUGGCAGGCGGCUCCGACGCCUGCACCAUCCACUACCUCCGCGCCGACAAGUCGCUGCCCUCGGGUUCCGAUCUGCUUCUGAUGGACGCGGGUGCGGAGUACUGGGGCUAUGUGAGCGAUGUGAGCCGCACCUGGCCGGUGGGGGGGCGCUUCAGUGGGCCGCAGCGGGAUGUGUACGCCGUGGUGCUGGAGGCACACCAGCGCUGCCUGGCCGCUUGCCGCCCCGGCUCCUCCAUCCGCCUGUUGCACCAGCUGGCAGUGGAGGUGUUGAGUGAGGGUCUGUACGAGCUGCGGGUGCUGCCGGGGGCGUCACGGGGGGAGAUACAGCGCAACCUGUACCGUGAGUUCUUCUGGCACAGUCUGGGCCACUACCUUGGCUGCGAUACCCACGACACGGCGCUCAUCGGACACGACCGGCAGCUGCAGCAGGGGGCGGUCAUCACCGUGGAACCAGGGCUGUACAUCCCGGACCACCCGCGGUUCGGCGCCUUCCGAGGUAUCGGGGUGCGCAUCGAGGACGAUGUGUUGGUGACCGCGAGUGGCUGCCGGGUGCUCAGCGACCAGGCGCCUGUGACCAUCCCCGAGGUGGAGGAGCUGGUGGGUUCAGCCCGGGAGGCAGCAGCGGGGGCAGCAGCAGCAGGGGGGGGAGACGGUUGGCGGUUGCCGCUGCCUCCUCGGUUCGCCACACCACCUCACCGGGCUCUGGAGGAGGGGCGGGGGUCGCCGGUGACAUGGGGGUAGCAGCCUGCGUCUGCGUAUGCUGCUUGUGGUAGAGUGGAUCGCGG